UCCUCCACCGGAAAGGUCCUGAGCCAUCCCGAAGUCCCCAACCGCUCGGAGAUCUCGUCGUCGAUCCGCCUCGACCCAUCGUCAUCGCCUCCCCGCCCGGCUCUCCCGAUGGCGCGGCUGCACUGGCUGGAGGCCAUCCUGCCGCUGGGCAUCAUCGGCGGCAUGCUCUGCAUCAUGGGCAACGCCCAGUACUUCAUCCACAAGGCCGCGCACGCAGGGUACGCGUUCUCCUCCCUCUCCCGAUCCGUCUGCUCCGCCCCCCGGAUCCCUCCCGUGCUGACGCGCGAGCUCCUCGCCUCUCUCGUUGUGUGUGUGUAUGCAGCCGAAGCACAUCGGGAACGACAUGUGGGACGUCGCCAUGGAGCGCCGCGACAAGAAGCUCGUGGAGCAGUCCUCCGGCAACUAGGGUAUGGCUCUGCCUUGAACUUUUCCAGAUGUUGACACGAAGCUCUUUCAGAAGCCUAGAACUGCUGCUCUUCAGUUUCCUUGUAUAAUGGGAACCAAGGCUUAUGUUUUUGCUUGAAAUCUCAAACAAUUGGGAGAAUAAUGUGUAUCUUGAAUCUGCUUAGCUGAACAAAGUUGGUAUCCGUUGUAAAUUGUUGUACCCAUUUAUCUCCUUCCAAGGAGUUGACUCAUGGAGAAGAAGAUACUGUCUUAGGUCGCAAUGGCCUUUCACAAGUACGUUCUAAUGUAUCAAUGGUGGGUUCAGACGGA
Messenger RNA from Phragmites australis (common reed), 714 nucleotides. RefSeq lists its product as uncharacterized. The record is from RefSeq and is a predicted model, not a curated record. The coding region runs from base 109 to 441 and encodes 110 amino acids. Lineage: Eukaryota; Viridiplantae; Streptophyta; Magnoliopsida; Poales; Poaceae. The transcript is spliced from 2 exons.